CAGUGAUGAGGAAGGAGGUGUGGCAGUCCAGACAGUUUAAAAGACGUUGUUUGUCCUGAGACUUUGAGCUGCGACUCAAGCUUCACACAGCAAACAGGUCAAGAUGGGAGGUCUCCUCGGCUGGUCUGAACUCAUGUUAGCUCUCCUCUUGAUCUUCUCCAUGCAGACUGGGAGUGGAUCCGUAAAUGCAGGUAGACCACUCGAUUGUUCAUACAUUCGGACAGUUUCACCAACUGGAGCCAGUGGGGUUUACAGCAUCCAACCUGAAGGAUUCAGAAACAGCUUUAAGGCUUACUGUGAGAUGGGUAGAAAUGGAAUCUGGACAGUGAUCCAGAAGCGUACUGGAGGAGCAGUGGCCUUCGACAGGGAAUGGGCAGCAUAUAAGAAUGGAUUUGGAUUUGCUUUAUGGGAUCACUGGCUCGGUCUGGAGAAGAUUUCUGCUAUGACCAAAGACAAAUCCAAGAGGUGGAAACUGAGAGUGGACUUGUGGGACUUUGAAGGUGGCAGUGCUUAUGCUGAGUAUGAAGACUUCAGGGUGGGAGAUGAGAGCACAAACUACAGACUGAGUGUUGGCAGAUACAGUGGAACCGCAGGUGAUGCUAUCCGAGGAGCCUAUCCUGGCGUCGACCAAAAUGGCUAUGGCUUCAGCACCUCUGACCAUGACAGUGACGGCUGCAACCCUUGCAUCUUUGGUGACAUUGCUACAAAUUCAUGCACCGAUUCUAAACGUGGCGGCUGGUGGUACAGCAAGUGUGGCUCUGCCAGUCUGAAUGGUGACUGGCAUCCAAAGGGGGAUAACAUUGGUUGGUCUUCAGGUCUUCACUGGCUCACCUGGAAAGGACCUGCCCCCUACUCAGCCAAAGCCACCAGAAUGAUGAUCACUCCCAUGUAACAGUUUCAAAGUAUUUCUGUAUUUCCAGACACUUUGUUAUUCUAAAACAUGGUUAUAUUUCAGAAAAACAAUAAACGAGUUGAAACUUCUGAAUAA
Molecule: messenger RNA, 988 nt
Organism: Oryzias latipes (Japanese medaka)
Lineage: Eukaryota; Metazoa; Chordata; Actinopteri; Beloniformes; Adrianichthyidae
Product: angiopoietin-related protein 5-like
Biological process (GO): regulation of immune response; negative regulation of T cell activation
Source: RefSeq, a predicted model, not a curated record